AUGGACUACAUGAAAGAAGUAACUCAGUUUGCUCACAAGGCUCAAGACAUAUACGUUGAAUUGUUGUCAGACAUCGAUGGAAACGAAAAGAACUUGCAAUUGGCACUGUUUUUCAUCAUCUUCAAUCCAACUUUCUGGAACAUUGUGGCGCGUUUGGAAUACAACACCAAAUUCAUCACCAAGAUCGCAGGAUCUCCUAGACGUGGCUGCUACUUGCUAGCGAUGACCAUCUUCUCGUUGGGUAUUGUUCGUGACUACUUCUUUCAUCAAGCCUUGGGCUUGCAGAAGACCUCUGACCUCCUAGACAACGACACGAUCAAAAAAGUUGGAAUGGGUUUGAUUGCCGCUGGCCAAAUCCUUGUCAUCACUUCGAUGUAUCAGCUGGGUGUAACUGGGACCUAUUUGGGUGACUACUUCGGUAUUUUGAUGGACCACAUUGUCACUUCCUUCCCAUUCAACGUCAGCAACAACCCAAUGUACCACGGCUCUACUCUUUCCUUCUUGGGAACCUCGCUCUACUACGGGAAAGCUGCAGGCGUUUUCUCUACUUUAUUGGUCAAUUUGAUGUACAACGUUGCUCAACAAUUUGAGGAGCCUUUCACUGCCAAGAUUUACGCCAAAAGAGAUGCUGAGAAGGCCACAAAGUCGCAGUAA
Messenger RNA from Lachancea nothofagi CBS 11611, 654 nucleotides. The record is from the annotation of a GenBank genome assembly. NCBI's taxonomy places the organism in Eukaryota, Fungi, Ascomycota, Saccharomycetes, Saccharomycetales, Saccharomycetaceae.